AUGGCCGCCAAUGGUACUUGUGAAACAAAUCAUACCUUUGUUAAAUCAGGUGAUAAAAUUGGUAAACAGACCAUUACUCAAUGCACUACCGAAACGAAAGUGUUAGAUGGUGAACAGGAAGAGUUCCCUGUUCAUGUAUCGGAGUUGGUUAAGGGAGGUACAAAAAAAGGCAAUCGUGCAACUAAAAUUACUCGUCAGCAAUCGUUAACCGCUCGCCCGAGCAUAAAUGCGAGACGAGGAAAACUCAAUCUUUCUCUAAGUGUUGAUCAAGCUGAUAGCAUUUAUUCGGCGAAUGCACCUUCUCUAUCACCACGCCGCAAGUGGAAAGAGAAAGAACCCUUUACAUUUGAUGAAGCUGAUCUGUCGUAUUUGGAGCGAAAGGAAAAUCCCUUACGUCUGCGUAACAGGAGUGGGAGCUCUUCGCAAGCUUUAACUAGUAGUAGCACAUCGCCUGGUAGUAUUUCGGCAAAAGAUCUAGGCAAAAAAUCACGUUGUGGGAGCGUAGAUUCGAAUUAUAAAGUGAAUUUACGAAAUACAAAACGAUCUCAGGGGAUAACUUCUCGGGACUCAAAACCUAUGCUCACAAAGUCUCCACUAACUUCUUCACCUUCAGAUAGUAAAGUUACUUUAAGGAAAAGCUUGAAGAGUAAGAAACAUUUGCAGGAAAGAACUCCGUCUGCAGAAGAUUUGGCAGAUAUCAAGUCUAAUGCUGCCUCAGUUAAACGCUACAGUGUUGAGGCCACAACAUUGUCGGUACCUACUAUCAAUGGUCCUCAACCAUCACCGGGGGUGAUUCAAAAACAAAAAAUACAAUCCAAGAUAUUGAAAAGUGCAACUUUUGUAGUGAAUUCACCAUCGAUGACAAAUAAUGUUCAAGAAAAGAAAGAUACAAGUCCCUUCUUUAAAUUUCCUGACGUAAACACGAGUAGAAAUGAGACGAAUAUAAAUCAGGUAAAGUCUUCGUCGUCGAUCGACACUGACGAAGAUGGCUCAGAUGAUGACACAGAUAUAUUUAGCUUUGGGGCGGAAGCCCAGAAUAGUAAUGUGGCGCAUCAAGAUCACGGAGGUAAAGCGUCAACUUCUCCUAAUAAAAAAAGAAUAAACGGUGAAGAAGGUAUCGGUAAUCAUAAGAAUAGUUCUGAUCCCCACAUUGCAACAAAUGGAAAAAUUAGUAAUCAUUCGAAAGAAAAGCCCUCUAAGAACGAAAAUCUGCUACGCAAACGAUGCAAUUCUGAAAAGUUAAUUAGCAAAAAGGACCGUACUAGUACAGCGGUAUCGCCAGGUAAUCUUAAUAGUGAUUCCGACGAUCAGAGAGAUAAAAUGCAAGCCCAAAUUGGUAGAAAGCAAUGGAAUAAAACUGCCGCGAUUACGUAUAGUUCGGCAUGGAAAACUUACUUUCGAAUUUUUGGCAGAAUUUUAUACAAAAAGAUACGUGAAAAAGCAUCUGAUUGCGGCCUUAAUGGCGAUUCCAAUUUUCCUGAGAGCCAUAAUAAGUUCGAUCCAAACGCAGGCUUACCUGACUGGAAUACUUCAAAUAAGGAUUUAUGUGGAAUAAUUGAUAACUUAAAGGAUGCAUAUAAAUAUAUAAAUAUGAUAAAUCACCUUGUGAGUCUGUUGGAUGUCUUGAUGGUAGAUAAAUCCUCUCCGUCUGGAGAUCCGUUUAGAAUUAUCAAUGCUGUUCUUUUGAAAGAUGUUUUAAAUGUUACAUUAAUUUACGGAUGGAAUACCUUUGGCCCGCUAACCAUCACGACGUAA
Messenger RNA from Trichoplax adhaerens, 1755 nucleotides. RefSeq lists its product as uncharacterized. The transcript has 11 exons. NCBI's taxonomy places the organism in Eukaryota, Metazoa, Placozoa, Uniplacotomia, Trichoplacea, Trichoplacidae. Bases 1 to 1755 code for a protein of 584 amino acids. The record is from RefSeq and is a predicted model, not a curated record.